CUGACCUGACGUGUGGUCGUCUGUUAAGUGAAUGACAUCAUGCGGGCUGCUGUCUGUCUCCAUCUGCAACAUGACGCCUUCAGACACUAACGGUUAGACGUGUAUUUACGGUCUGCCGUUAAACUUCACCCGGUGUGAUGCAGCAGAAGUUGUGUUCCAGAGGUUCAGGUUCUUUCCUCUUGGAGAGGAACGGCCAGGCAUGUGGCGCCAUCACUGACCCUGUCACCUCCUGCGACCUCCCCUUCCGCUGCCCCCGCUGCGGUGAGCAGGAGCGUUUCCGCAGCCUGGCCUCGCUGCGCGCCCACCUGGAGUACCGCCACUCGUACCGCUCGCCGGACGUGGUCACAGGUGCCUUCAGCAUCACCGGGAAACUGCCCGACCCUUUGACGGCGGCGAUCCCCUGGCACGACAUGAGCCUCCCGACCCGCAGGGGGCAGCAGAGCGGGGGGCGGCCUCCUCACGCACGCUCCCUAAGUGACAGCAGAGACAGCGGAUACCUCCACUCCUACAGUUCUGUGAGAAGGCGCACGCAAAGCGUCGGCGAGGAGGAAGACAAUGGUGAAGAGAGAGAUGGAGGUAGAAGUGAGGAGGACAUCAAAAUGUCCCCAAAGAAGUCAGAUGCAAGUCACCAUCACUUUAACCACCAUCACUUCCCGUUCCUGCCUCUGGCUUCUCUUGGCCCCCCGCUGGACCCGGACCUGGACCCAGACCUGGACCUGGAUCUGGACCUGGACCUGGUCGAGCAGAACUCGUACUCUGGGUUGGAGACGGCGGCGGCCUCGGCCGCGGUGCGUCGGCGGCUGGCCAGCAUCCUGCGGGCGGCCGACAGCACCAUGCAGCGGCGGCUGGCCAAGGUGAGCACGGAGCUGGCCCAGACCGACACGGAGCUCCUGUGUGAGCGCGCUCACUCGCAGCACCUGGCCCAGGAGAGGCAGGAGGUGGCAGAGCGGGAGAGGUCGCUGAGCCGCCAGGUGGACGUGGCUGUCAUGGUGAUCGCCGCGCUGAGGGAGCAGCUCAACGCCUCGGAGAAUGAACUGGAGCGACGAGAGAGGGAGGUGAUAACCAUCCAGAAGUUUCUGGAGGCGGCGGCUCGACAGGAGACCUGCGGCAAAGUCCGGAUCCAGCGCUUCAUCGAGAACCUGCUGAGACGCAUCGCUCUGGCUGAGAGACUGGUGGAGUAUUACCAGGUCAACGGCAGCCCGUCUCAGUGCAACCACUACAAGCAGCACCAGCAGCCAACCAAUAAUGGACCUCACAGAAUCACUAAAAGCAGGUCGGCGGGAGGUCAGCUGUCCUCGUCCGGUCUCCAUGACAGCAGGACCCACUCCUCCUCCCAGUUCGGCAGCCGUCCUCCGUUCUCCAAACCCGGCGCGGAGCGAGACCGGGAGCGGGAGCACCGGGAGCGGCUGGCCCAGUCGUCCAGGUUGUUCUGCCGACCCGAGCACAGAGACGACAUCUGGAACCACCAGCGCCGCCGCUCCGCCGGAGAGGCUUCACAGGCUGCUCUGGGUUUUUACCUCAACAUGGUUCAACAUCUUGUUCAUCAGUAACUGAUUUCCAACAUUUCCC
Molecule: messenger RNA, 1569 nt
Organism: Seriola dumerili (greater amberjack)
Lineage: Eukaryota; Metazoa; Chordata; Actinopteri; Carangiformes; Carangidae
Gene: znf365
Product: zinc finger protein 365
Exons: 8
Coding region: 138-1550 (470 amino acids)
Biological process (GO): regulation of double-strand break repair via homologous recombination; regulation of neuron projection development; telomere maintenance
Cellular component (GO): centriolar satellite
Source: RefSeq, a predicted model, not a curated record